AUGGAAACAUAAUCAUUUUCCCCUAUGUUAGAUAGAGUAAUGGCUUAAGAAAUCUAAUCAGUUAGUUGGAGUAAAACAAUGGAUGUUUGUGCUAUCCUAUACACUAACAAUCAAUUAGAAAUAUGUAGAGUUAGUGAAUAAUUGCAAAGGAUGUUCAUAAUACAAGAAGAUGAUUGCAUAACAAAUAUUAUUGUUGAAAGUAAUUUAAACUACUUUAAUUAGGUACAUUCCUGGCUUAUAAUGUUGGAAAUAAAUUGUAUUUUUAUCAUUUGGCUUCUCAUUAAAAAAUCAUCCAGUCUACUUUAAUUAAGAGUUCUGAUAAAAUAGAGUAAAUGUUGCUUGUAUCAGUGAAUGCUAAAAUCAUUUAAGAACAAGAAUUAUAAGCAGCUAUUAUUCCAUUAUCCACUACAAACUUGUAUUUAAUUAUAUUAUUAAAUAAUAGGAAAAAUUGGCAAAAUCUCUGCUUUCUAAAACAGUAAUAAAUUAAUAAUCUUAUAUUCUCCCUAACGAAUAGAUAAAUAACUUAUAAUUUUAAUGGAAUUCUACAUUUAGGAGAAAUUGAACAUAAAACCAUAACUUAAUUAUUUCAAUUAGAAAAUGAGUUACAUUGCUUUUCUAAUUAACUUGUUGAAAUUUAUGAUAUUAGCUUAUUCAAGCAUCAAUAAAUCUUAGUAAAAAAUAUAUAUAUUAUCUCUAGAAAUACAUUUAAUAAUUGAGCUAUUUAAAUGAAUUACUCUGCUUUUUGAAAACCUCGAUAUUAUUAAUUAAUUCUUAAUUAUAAGAUAUCUUUAAAUGCUAUCAAUUAAAUAUCAUUGGACCUUUAUUAGCUUUUGGUCCUUAAGAAACAAUUAAUUUUCAUAUUUUAUAAUUCUAUUAAAAAGGACAUUGCCCUUAAGAACUUGUUUCAUUCUUUCAAAAAGAACUUUAUAAUACAAAAAUUUUAUAAAAAAUGGAUGAUGUAAUAUAAUAUUAAUAUAAUUUAAGAAUAUCACUAAUAGCUUUAAUAAUAUUCAAGAAAUAAUGUAAGAUUCAUUGAUGAAUGUCUUAUCUAGGAUUUUAAUUAUUCUAAAUUUUUUUAUUUAAUCAAAAAAUAUGUAAGAAUUUAAUUGAUAAUUAAUACUAGGCCAUUUUAUUAAGGAUUACACAAAACUCCUUUUGAAGAUCUUCAAUAAACAAUUCAGAAAAUAUAAAAAGUGUUUAGUAGAUUUUAAAUAGAAUGUCAUUAGACUAAAUUACAUCUAAGAAACUUUUUUGUUUGGUUAAAUUUAUGUGCAAUCAAGGCUGGAAAUGAAUAAGAAGUAGAAUGUGAAAAUGUUAAUUCACCUCUCAAUAAAAUUGAAGUAGAUUUAUCAAAAUUAUUUGAUUUUUUAAAAGAUAAUCAUUUGUUUUAAUUAAGAAAUUUAUAAUGUUUCUACUAAGAAAAAAUAGGUAAGAUAUUAAUUUUAUUUAAAAAUAGCCCCAAAAUCAUUUUUUACAAAAGUUGUUAUGUAGAAAGAUGUUGAGUUUAAAUAAUCAGACAAUAUUACUAAGAUUUUAAAAAAUGUUUUUAAGGAUAAUUAUUAGGAAAUAUAAGAAAAAUAAAAUAAAAUUGAAUAAGAAGAAUCUUUUGUAACUGUCAACUCUUUAGUUCGACAAUUAUAAAAUUAUUUAGAUAAAAUUUCAAUUAAUUUGAAACCUCAACUUUUACACACAAUAAAAAUUGAUCUCUCUAAUUCAAAAAUUAGAUUUUCUGAACAAUCAGAAAAUUCAUAUAUGGUAUCUGUUUUAGUAAAUAAUACAAUCUUUUAAUAUACAUAUUAAUAAAAAAGCUUCUUUUAAUCAAGUAAAAUUUAAUUAAACAAUAAAUAUAUAAAGGAGCUUCAAUACUUUGAAGGAAAACUAAUAAUUUUGAGCACAAAUUAAUUAGAAAAUUAACAUUAAUAAUAAUUGACAGCAUAUAUUUCUUCAGAAGAUUUGGAGACUUAAAAUAAAUUUGAAUGUCAUUCAAUAAAAGACUUAUAAGUAAGUAAGAAAGGACUAAUAUCAAUAAUCAUAGAUUCUAAAAAAUUAAUAAUUCUUUCCAUUUGA
Molecule: messenger RNA, 2067 nt
Organism: Paramecium sonneborni
Lineage: Eukaryota; Ciliophora; Oligohymenophorea; Peniculida; Parameciidae
Source: the annotation of a GenBank genome assembly